CUCCCGUAGGCGAAGGCUACACGCGCGACCAGGCGUCUCGCGCGAACACCGCGUUCGACCCCCGUGGUUCGUACCUCGAGCCGCGUAACCGCCGCACGAGCGUAGGUCCGGUUCGCCGCGCGCCUUAUCUCGCCCGCCAGGUUUUUAGGUCUCCGCAGGCGCCUGAACGUCUCGCCAGCAGCCGUGGACGUCGGGAAAGGAUCGAACACGCGAUGGCCGCCGCCGCGUCCGUCUCCGGCGCGUGCUCACGCGCGAUCGCCCCGGUCAGCGUCCGCGUCACCUCCCGCGCGCGCGCCGCCGCCGAGCCCCGCCGCGCGCGCGCCGCGAUGCCGGCGAUCCGCGCGCAGAAGCUCAACGACGGCGUCGUCCCCGUCGCGGUGAACACCACCCACGGCCCGAUGGGACUCACCUCCGCCCUCCUCCUCGACCGCAUCAUCAUCAUCGGCGAUCGCAUCGACGAGGACGUCGCCACGCGCGUCUGCGCCGAGCUCCUCGCGCUGUCCUACGAGGAUCCGGACAAGGAUAUCCGCCUCUUCGUCAACGCCACCGCGGGGACGCAGUACUGCGUGCAGACCAUCCUGGACAUGAUGGAGUACAUCCAGUCCAAGGGCGUGGACAUCAGCGUGGUGGGCAUGGGAUGCGUGGCCGGCCCGCCCGCGAUGCUGCUCGCGGCGGGAACCAAGGGUAAGAGGCUCGCCAUGCCCUCCUGCAGGAUCAUCCUCUCCCAGCCCCUCGGAGGCCUCAGCGGGACGUCCUACGAGGUUAGGAUCCAGGCGAAGGAGCUGUCGAGAAACGCGCGAAUGCAGGUCGCCGUCUUUGCCAAGUUCACCGGAAAGUCGUUCGACGACAUGGGCGAGUACCUGGUGCGCGAUACGUACAUGUCACCGCAGGAGGCGAAAGAACUGAACCUGAUCGACGGCGUCAUCGGCGUGAACGAGGCCAAGAAGGCACGAUGAGGGUUGAAGAUGGGCGCGACUGGCGACGCUUAUUUAAUGAUAAUCACAAUCUAUGUUUUUC
Micromonas commoda is the source of this 1017-nucleotide messenger RNA. RefSeq lists its product with no specific name. Gene Ontology annotation, biological process: protein quality control for misfolded or incompletely synthesized proteins. Gene Ontology annotation, molecular function: ATP-dependent peptidase activity; serine-type endopeptidase activity; ATPase binding. Bases 213 to 956 code for a protein of 247 amino acids. The record is from RefSeq and is a predicted model, not a curated record. Gene Ontology annotation, cellular component: endopeptidase Clp complex. The transcript has a single exon. Lineage: Eukaryota; Viridiplantae; Chlorophyta; Mamiellophyceae; Mamiellales; Mamiellaceae.